UCUACAUCUGCUAGGGCAGCAGAUGUCUCAUCUAGGUCUAGCCCUACUAGGGAUUAUUUUCCCACAGCGUAUGGACGAAGCCCGAGACGAAAAUUGCGCAACAUUUUAAUGCGGCUGCUGGCCUACCUGGCUCAAAUUGCUGGCUUGAGAUGGAGAAUUCUCUCCAAGAAAAGUCUCAAAGUUAUGGCUUGCGACAGUCGUACGGUAGUUGAUCUUCUAGUGCUUCAAAUCGCAGACACAGCUACUUAUGUAGUGCUGCUUCUUUACAAUUUAUACACGACCACUCAGGAUUUUUUUCAAGAAGAUCUGCUCGUUGUAAGAGAAUGAAGAGAGACAGAUGAUUGUUCAAGAGUAGAAAGACAGACUGUACUCGACCUCGAGGAUGACACUGUUGAUAAAUAGUGUUGAUACAUAGUGAAUUUGGUGAUGACAAAGAUACUCUUCACUGAUAUUUUUGCGUAUGUUGCUGAAGAUCAAGAUGAUAUUGCUGGCAAUCUCGCAAUCUCUCUCUAACCACAUCGACAUGAUCGGCUUGAAGCAUCAAGGUGUCAGCAGCAGCUUGUUUCAGCUGCUAAGGCGACCGGAUAUCACAACUCUGUUUCACGAAGUGCCCUGGUUGUAGUUUGGGCACUACUUACAAGUACGGGGCACUACAAGUACAACAACAACAGUCACCACAAGGAGGACGACAAUAUUAUUGACAUACACACACAUUACAAACGGCCAUCCAGCAUUGAAUUCCACUGUUGAAAGUUUGUUGGAAGUUUGUUGUUCU
This is a messenger RNA of Amoebophrya sp. A25, 775 nucleotides long. Lineage: Eukaryota; Dinophyceae; Syndiniales; Amoebophryaceae. The record is from the annotation of a GenBank genome assembly.